AGAUAAUGAAACAUAAAUGUCUAGAAAAUUUCUAAAGUGCACAGAAUCAAAUUACAGUCAAAUUUUGUACACGUAAAAAAACUGAAAUGCUAAAUUACUAGACAAUCUUUUGCUUAUAGCUGCACAGAGCACAGCCCCCAUGAGUUAUGUUGUGCUCUUCCUAUUUAAACCUAUCAAUCAGCACUUCCUUUUCGCUAUCUAAGAACUCUCUCUCUCUCUCUCUCUCUCUCUCUCUCUCUCUCUCUCUCUCUCUCUCUGAGAUUCCAAACACAGAACAUGAGUGCAUUUAGCUUCAGAAGCCUCACAUUUAUGAUGUUUAUUACCUUCCUAAUUUGGUCAUCUCAGAUAGACACUUGCAAUGCCAGAAGAGGCAAGCAUUGGAGGCAAAGCAGAGCUAGCUCGGCUUCUCUGUACAAGAAGAAAGGAAAGAAUCACCACCAGCACCAUGGCAAUAACGGCAAAUCAAAACAUAAACAUUCAUCACCAAAAGCACCUCCAGUGCCAGAACCAAACAUUCCACCAUCCCCGCCAAAGCAAAGUCCUUCCACCGUCUUCAAUGUACUAGAUUUUGGCGCCAGGGGAGAUGGAAUAUGCGACGACACAAAGGCAUUUCAAGCAGCAUGGGCAGCUGCUUGUAAAGUAGAGGCAUCAACGAUGAUGGUCCCAUCAGAAUUCACGUUCCUUGUGGGACCCGUUUCAUUCUCUGGUUCUAAUUGCAAUCCAAACAUUGUCUUUCAGCUUGAAGGCACAAUUAUUGCUCCAAUGAGCUCUAAAGCUUGGGGUUCAGGUCUCUUGGAAUGGCUUGAAUUUACGAAAAUGAUAGGAAUCACAGUUCAAGGAACAGGCACCAUUGAUGGAAGAGGCUCAGUCUGGUGGCAAGAGUCCCCUUACAAUGACCCCCUAGACGACGAAUCAAAACUAAUUAUCCCAUUAAACAACACGGUUGAAGAAAACUCAUCAAUUCCUAUAAGCAAUUCACUCGGUGGGAAAAUGCCAAGCAUAAAGCCAACUGCACUUAGAUUCUAUGGGAGUUUCAAUGUGACGGUCACGAGCAUAACAAUUCAGAACAGUCCCCAGUGCCACCUCAAGUUCGAUUUCUGCACAGGAGUCUCAGUUUUUAAUAUGAAUGUCAUAUCUCCUGGUGACAGCCCCAAUACUGAUGGCAUCCACCUACAGGGCUCCAAGGAUGUGUUAAUCCGCAGUACUAAUCUUGCAUGCGGAGAUGAUUGCAUUUCUAUACAAACAGGAUGCACAAAUGUAUACAUACACAAUGUGAACUGUGGACCUGGACAUGGAAUCAGCAUUGGAGGGCUAGGAAAGGAUGGCACCAGGGCCUGCGUCUCGAACAUUACUGUCCGAGAUGUCAAUAUGCAUAACACAAUGAAUGGUGUCAGGAUAAAGACAUGGCAGGGUGGAUCAGGGUCUGUACAAGGAGUACUGUUCUCAAACAUUCAAGUAUCUGAAGUUGAACUACCAAUCGUAAUUGACCAAUACUAUUGUGACAAAAGGCAAUGCAAGAACCAAACAUCUGCUGUGUCCCUAUCAGAAAUCACGUAAAAGAUAAAAGGAACUUACACAGUGAAACCGGUACACCUUGCUUGCAGUGACAACCUACCAUGUGUGGAUGUCACACUAACUGACAUAGAACUAAAACCACAACAAGAACAGUACCACAUGUAUGAUGUCUUCUGUUGGCAGACUUUUGGAGAGUUGAACUCUCCCACUGUGCCUCCAAUUGGUUGUUUACAUGUUGGCAAGCCAUCAAACAACCGGAUUCAAAAUGAUCAUGAUUUAUGUUACACGUAGCCUAUGUAUAUUCUGGUGUAGUUACUUGUGUGGUCAGCGUGAUUUACUGGCCCCUUUCACACCAUUAGAUAGAGAUGUAAUAGUGCAUACUAUAGUAGCGGUAGUUUUAGGGAUUCUUCUUUACUAGGGUUACAUUUGUUCUCAUUGUGUGACCAUACAACAUUGUUAGUAACUAAGAGUUUGAUUGUAGGUGUAAUGCAGCCUUAUCUGCUAAGGUAAACUGUCUGUUGUCAAAUAUAUAUACAUGUGUAUCUAUGAGAUGUGUGAUAAAAUAAAUCACCAAUUAAACAUGA
Molecule: messenger RNA, 2099 nt
Organism: Camellia sinensis
Lineage: Eukaryota; Viridiplantae; Streptophyta; Magnoliopsida; Ericales; Theaceae
Product: polygalacturonase At1g48100
Biological process (GO): carbohydrate metabolic process
Molecular function (GO): polygalacturonase activity
Source: RefSeq, a predicted model, not a curated record